AUGCGCGGUCUCGUCUCCUUCAUAGCCGACCUUCGCAAUGCGCGGGCACGAGAGCUGGAAGAGAAGCGCAUCAACAAAGAGCUGGCAAACAUUCGGCAGCAGUUCAAGAAGGGCAACUUGACCGGCUACGACAAGAAGAAGUACGUGUGCAAGCUGCUAUACAUUUACAUACUAGGGUGGAAUGUCGAUUUCGGUCACCUCGAAGCUGUCAACCUCAUCUCGGCGAACAAAUACUCGGAGAAGCAGAUCGGCUACCUGGCCGUAACGCUGUUCCUGCAUGAGCAACAUGAGCUGCUACAUCUCGUGGUGAACAGCUUACGGAAGGACUUGGGGGAUCACAACGAGCUCAACAACUGCCUGGCGCUACAUGCAAUUGCGAACGUGGGCAGCAAGGAGAUGGGAGAGGCAUUGUGCAUGGACGUGCACCGCCUGCUCAUCAGUCCGACGUCCAAGCCGUUUGUCAAGAAGAAGGCGGCGUUGACGCUCCUCCGGCUAUACCGCAAAGUGCCCAGCAUUGUGCAGCCGGAGUGGAACGAGCGCAUCAUUGCUAUCAUGGACGAUCCGGACAUGGGCGUGGCGCUAUCAGUGACGUCCUUGAUCAUGGCGCUGGCGCAGGACAACCCGGAGACAUACAAGGGCAGCUACACCAAAGCCGCAGUACGGCUACGAAAGAUUGUGGUCGAUCAAGAGUACUCCGGCGAUUACGUUUACUACAAGGUGCCAUGUCCGUGGCUGCAAGUCAAGCUGCUCCGUCUGCUCCAGUACUUCACACCAUCCGAAGACACGCACGUCCGCCAGCUCAUACGCGACUCCCUGCAAGCCAUCCUUGACAGCGCUCUGGAAAUGCCGAAGAACGUACAGCAGAACAACGCUCAAAAUGCCGUCCUUUUCGAAGCCAUCAACCUCAUCAUCCAUCUCGACACCGAGCGCGACCUGAUGCUUUCGAUCUCCACCAAGCUGGGCAAGUUCAUCGGCUCCCGCGAGACUAAUGUCCGGUAUCUCGGCCUCGAAGCAAUGACCCAUCUCGCCGUGCGCGCCGAGACUCUCGAUCCGAUUAAGAAGCAUCAAGACAUUAUCAUAUCCUCCCUGCGAGAUCGCGAUAUCACGGUGCGAAGACAAGGUCUUGACCUCUUGUACAGCAUGUGCGACUCGACCAACUCGCAGAAGAUUGUCCAUGAGCUACUCAAGUACCUGCAAACGGCCGACUACGCUAUUCGUGAGGAAAUGGUCCUGAAGAUUGCCAUCCUCACGGAGAAGUACGCUACGGACGUGAAAUGGUAUGUUGACAUUUCGAUGCGACUCAUCUCAAUGGCAGGCGACCAUGUGAGCGACGAAGUCUGGCAGCGCAUCAUACAAAUCGUGACGAACAACGAUGAGCUGCAAGUGUAUGCCGCACAGAUGAUACUCAAGUACUGUCAGGCGGACCAUUGCCACGAGACUCUCGUUAAGAUCGGAAGCUAUAUACUCGGCGAGUUCGGCCAUCUGAUCGCAGAUAACAAGGGCUGCAGUCCAAUCGAGCAGUUCAUGGCUUUACAGGGCAAAUUCAAUGCUUGCUCGCCUAACACACGCGCAAUGAUAUUGAGCGCUUUCGUCAAAUUUGUCAAUCUGUUUCCGGAGAUCAAACCGCAGUUACUACAAGCGUUCCGGAUGUACAGUCACAGCCUGGACUCGGAGUUGCAACAGCGAGCGUGUGAAUUCUUGGCGAUGGCGACAAUGGAGACGGACGAGCUUUUGCGGACCGUGUGCGAUGAGAUGCCACCGUUCCCGGAACGGACGAGCGCUCUGCUGUCAAGGCUGGAUAAGAAACAGAAUGCAGCAGGCGACAAACGGACGUGGUCUGUAACGGCGAAAGAAGGGUUGGCUGCAAAGGAUGGCGUUGAUCGGAGUCUGACGCUCAAGCGCAACUUCUCUGGUCCGCCUGCUGGGAUCAAUGGAGUUGAGGCAAACGGUGGCCUAAUCGGUCCUAAUGGCACGUAUACAAACGGCGGACCGGUGAAGUCGCCCAUCGAAGAGCUGGCAGGUCUAGAUCUCUCAUCUGCGAGCAAUGGGCCGAACCUCGCGAGUGCAUCACACCUAUCUCCUGACUGGGAGCCUGGCUACACACGGCUGCUUGUACGGCCUGAAGGCGUGCUGUACGAAGAUCUGCAACUCCAGAUUGGCUUGCGCUCCGAGUACCGUGCCGAGGUGGGCUGCGUUAUCUUGUACUUCACCAACAAGUCUUCGACACAGAUUCAAUCUUUCACUACGACCUUCCACACCACCAGCGAGAACCUCAAGAUCGACAUCAAGGGCAUACCAGACACAGCCGUGCAAUCCGGAGCGCAGACACAGCAGAUGGUGAUGUUCGAAGCGCGCGGCAUCUUCGCGGAACCUCCUACCGUGCGGGUGAGCUGGAUGGCUGGCUCAUUGCAGGCUUUGACGCUGCAGCUACCCGUGGUGCUGCAUAAGUUGAUGGAAGGCGCUGUGCUGAGUGCAGACGACUUCUUUAAGCGGUGGAAACAGAUUGGUGGGCCACCUCACGAAUCGCAAAGAAUCUUCGAAGGGUUCGACGUCAGUACGGAGAGCACAAGGAGGGUGCUGGAGGGCUUUAAGUGGGGUAUCCUGGAUGGUGUCGAUCCCAAUCCGAGAAACUUUGUGGGCGCGACUGUAUUGCAUACUGGGGCGGGGAAGUUUGGCUGUCUUGUGAGGCUGGAGCCAAAUGAGGGCAACAAGAUGUACCGACUCACAAUCCGGGCGACGGAUGAGGCUGUGCCACCUUUACUGAUGAAGGUGAUGCAAGAUCGACUGAGUCAGCCGUAUCCUGUAUGA
Messenger RNA from Baudoinia panamericana UAMH 10762, 2808 nucleotides. RefSeq lists its product as uncharacterized. NCBI's taxonomy places the organism in Eukaryota, Fungi, Ascomycota, Dothideomycetes, Mycosphaerellales, Teratosphaeriaceae. Gene Ontology annotation, biological process: intracellular protein transport; clathrin-dependent endocytosis. The transcript is spliced from 2 exons. Gene Ontology annotation, cellular component: membrane coat; AP-2 adaptor complex. The coding region runs from base 1 to 2808 and encodes 935 amino acids. The record is from RefSeq and is a predicted model, not a curated record. Gene Ontology annotation, molecular function: clathrin-cargo adaptor activity.